This is a messenger RNA of Fragaria vesca subsp. vesca, 837 nucleotides long. Its product is annotated as CASP-like protein VIT_17s0000g00560-like. The record is from RefSeq and is a predicted model, not a curated record. Bases 120 to 668 code for a protein of 182 amino acids. The transcript is spliced from 3 exons. Lineage: Eukaryota; Viridiplantae; Streptophyta; Magnoliopsida; Rosales; Rosaceae.
GCCUCUGCCUAAUAACUUUCUAUCUAGCUAUUACUUCUCUUCCUGUCCCUCCUCUCUUUUCUCCAAUUGUUGUUGUUGUUCUUCUUUCUUCUUGAAUCACCACCACCCAAGAAUCUCACAUGGCAACCAUAGAAGCCAAGCUUCAGCCAAACCCUCCUGUGAUGAAAAGCCAAAAGCUUUUUCUUGGUGUUCAAAUUUGGUUGAGGACUUUUGCCAUGGCCACUACAUUAGCUGCAACUUGGAUCACAAUCACAAGCAAACAGUCCACUGAGAUUGUUGGCAUAACCUUUGAUGCUAGAUAUAGCUACUCCUCUGCCUUCAAGUUCUUGGCUUUUGCAAAUGCUGUUGUGAGUGCUUGUUGUUUGGUGUCCUUGCUCCUUGUUUUCCUUCUCCAUCUUCAAGGCUCAAAUCCCAAUCACUACUUCUUCUUGUUCCUCCAUGAUUUGUUCAUUAUGUGCUUGGUUCUUGCUGGAUGCGCGGCUGCAACUGCGAUAGGGUUUGUGGGGCGGUAUGGGAACAGCCACACUGGUUGGAGUCCAAUUUGUGAUCACUUUGAUAAGUUCUGUCACAGAGUGUCAAUAUCUGUGAUUCUCUCCUACUUAUCUCUCAUAAUUUUGCUGAUGCUUACUGUUGGCUCAGCAAUCAAGUCUAGACAGAUUCGGGUUUAGAUUAGAAGUUGUACUACUGGUUGUGAUAUUCAGCUGCUGUUGUAGUUUCUUGUUGUAGAAUUUCUUAUUUUCUUUCAAGGCUAUGUUGUGUACUAGUGUUGCAGAAGAAGCGUUAUAUGAAAUGUAGGUCUUUGUUGAUGGAAGUAGAUCUUCGUUGGUGUUAUUAUGC